Aspergillus homomorphus CBS 101889 is the source of this 1242-nucleotide messenger RNA. Its product is annotated as heme-dependent oxidative N-demethylase family protein. Bases 1 to 1242 code for a protein of 413 amino acids. The transcript is spliced from 5 exons. The record is from RefSeq and is a predicted model, not a curated record. Lineage: Eukaryota; Fungi; Ascomycota; Eurotiomycetes; Eurotiales; Aspergillaceae.
AUGUCAUCCGAGAUCAUGGAGACGAUCCAGCAACAUGCCCCCAACGUGGCCAUUAUCUGCCUCGUAACCUCACUUGGAGUCUACCUCCUCAACAGGAUCCUCCAAGCAUGGAAGACACUCGGUUCUGGCCGCACGAGACAAUCGACGCCGAGCCUCGAGGCGUCCAAGAGUGAGGAUGCCAAACGGCCCCCUGGAGUAUGGAUACCUUCUGAUUUCAAACGGCCCCCUGCGACGCCUUUCCCAGACUGGGACGUGCACGAGACGAAGCCAAUUCCCUACCGGCCAUUUCGCUACGGACCAAAGUACUUUGUCACCAUGGGUCUCCGCAGCAUGAAAUGGGAUGAGUGGAUUGAGCUUGACAACCACUACCUCCGCUACCACGCCGACAAAGCCAAGCGCAUCAGAGAACGGGGCGACAAAUGCUGCAGAACGCACCCAGACGCCAUGGAAGCCGCCAUCGAGCUCCUGGAAGAGCUCGUCGCCUACCUCCCCGAGCGCUACCCAAGCAUGUUCCACAAGACACCGACGGGACUCACGAACGUGGUCACGCACGAAACCUUCAACAUCACGCAGCGCCCGCUCCCCGAAGACCCGAUGCGGACGUGCGCGCGGCUGAUUCAAGACGACCUCGCGCUGAUGAUCGAGAGGCCGGACGGCGAGUACUACCUGCUGGCGGGGGCGAUACUGCUGGCGGGGUUCUGGCGGCUGGAGGACAAGUACGAGAUGUGCCUGUCGGAGAUCCAUACGCACGGGUCGGUGCCGCAGUACAAGGAGAAGCUGGAGCGCGGGAUGAUGAACUUCAUGCGGCGGCUGCGGCCCGAGGACCCGGUGACGCGUAACAACUACUUCAUCCAGGUGGACGACGCGCUGCCCUGGUCGCACAGCAUCGGCUCCGAGGAUGCCGCCGAGGUCUCCUGGAACACCGCCCAGAAGAACAAGGCCAUCGAGCAUCACUACUUCCGCUCCGAGCGCCAGGGCUUGCGCCGCCUGCCGCGCUCCGGCGCCAUCGUCUUCAGCAUCCGCACCUACUUCGAGCCCGUCGCCGCCAUCGCUGAGGAGCCAUACGUCCCCGGCCGGUUGGCCUCCGCCGUGCGGAGCUGGGGCGAUGAUGUGUCGCGUUACAAGGGGAAGGCGAAGUAUGAGGAGGUCUUGCUGGAGUUUCUGGAUAAGAAGCAUCAGGAGCAGGUGGCCAAUGGGCUGGAUGUCGAGGCCGAGGACGAGGUCAGGAAGUAUCCUUUCUGA